Arabis nemorensis is the source of this 1830-nucleotide messenger RNA. NCBI's taxonomy places the organism in Eukaryota, Viridiplantae, Streptophyta, Magnoliopsida, Brassicales, Brassicaceae. The record is from the annotation of a GenBank genome assembly.
AUGGAGCUUGCGGAAACCUAUGCCUGUGUUCCGUCGACGGAGAGAGGUCGGGGAAUCCUGAUCUCCGGUGACUCGAAAUCCGAUACCAUCCUCUACACUAAUGGUCGAUCCGUCGUGAUUCUCGACCUUAACAAUCCGUUAAAGGUGUCUAUCUAUGGCGAGCAUGCUUACCCAGCUACUGUGGCGAGAUACUCCCCGAACGGCGAGUGGAUCGCGUCCGGUGAUGUGUCGGGGACUGUAAGAAUCUGGGGGACUCAUAACGAUCAUGUACUGAAGAAGGAGUUUAAGGUUUUGGCUGGUCGGAUCGAUGAUCUUCAGUGGUCUGCUGAUGGGAUGAGGAUCGUUGCUUCCGGUGAUGGGAAAGGGAAAUCUCUCGUUCGUGCUUUCAUGUGGGAUUCAGGAUCAAAUGUGGGAGAGUUUGAUGGACACUCCAGGCGGGUUCUCAGCUGCGCUUUCAAGCCAACCAGACCGUUUCGCAUUGUGACUUGCGGGGAAGAUUUUCUGGUGAAUUUCUACGAAGGUCCUCCUUUCAAGUUCAAGCUCUCAAGCAGAGAGCAUUCCAACUUUGUCAACUGUGUGAGGUUUGCACCAGAUGGAAGUAAGUUCAUUACUGUAAGUUCAGAUAAAAAGGGAAUCAUAUAUGAUGGAAAGACUUGUGAGAAACUGGGGGAACUCUCAUCUGACGAUGGCCAUAAAGGUAGCAUGUACGCGGUUAGCUGGAGUCCCGAUGGUAAACAGGUCCUCACUGUAUCUGCAGACAAGUCAGCUAAAGUAUGGGAAAUCUCGGAUAAUGGCAACGGAACAUUGAUGACCACAUUGAAUUGUCCUGGAUCAUCAGGUGGAGUGGACGAUAUGCUUGUCGGGUGUCUGUGGCAGAACGAUCAUAUUGUCACUGUUUCUCUAGGUGGUACAAUCAGCAUAUUCUCAGCAAGCGAUCUUGAAAAAUCCCCCUUUCAGGUGUCGGGACAUAUGAAGAACAUCUCUUCCUUAUCUGUGCUAAAAGGAAAUGCUGACUACAUACUAUCCGGUAGCUAUGAUGGUCUGAUAUGUAAAUGGAUGCUAGGCCGUGGUUUUUGCGGUAAAUUGCAGCGGAAACAAAACUCUCAAAUAAAGUGCUUUGCUGCUCAUGAAGAAGAGAUCGUGACCUCUGGAUUUGACAAUAAGAUAUCCAGAAUUUCUUAUAAUGACGAUCAAUGUACAAACGAAGAGUCUAUCGACAUUGGAAGUCAACCAACAGAUCUAAGCCUUGCACCACUGUCACCUGAUCUUCUCCUGGCGACCUUUGAAUCAGGAGUUGUGUUUCUCCGUGGUGACAAAGUAGUGUCAACCACCAACCUUGGGUUCACUGUCACUGCUUUGGCGGUAACGCCUGAUGGAACUGAAGCCAUCAUCGGAGGCCAAGACGGUAAACUCCACUUGUAUUCUAUUAAUGGCGACUCCCUCACCGAGGAAGCAGUUCUUGAGAAACACAGAGGCGCCAUCAGCGUCAUACGAUACUCUCCAGAUUUCUCCAUGUUUGCAUCAGCUGAUUUGAACAGAGAAGCAGUUGUAUGGGACAGAGUCUCCAGAGAGAUAAAACUGAAGAACAUGUUGUACCAUAGCGCCCGCAUAAACUGCUUAGCCUGGUCUCCAAACAGCACUAUGGUUGCUACAGGAUCCUUAGACACAUGUGUGAUUGUAUAUGAAGUGGACAAACCUGCUUCGACACGCAUGACCAUAAAAGGAGCUCACUUAGGUGGAGUUUAUGGUCUGGGUUUUGCUGAUGAUUCCCAUGUUGUGAGUUCUGGUGAAGAUGCUUGUAUCCGGGUUUGGAGCUUAACUCCGCAAUAA